AUGAAGAUAGGAGUAUAUAAUUUUAAUGGGACAAGACAACAAGUUAAAGAAUUUUUAAAGAGAGAGAUGAAUAUAAGAAUUGGAAAGAUUAAAGAGAUAGGGAUGAAUUAUAUAUGUCAAGUAGAAAAGAAAGAAAUGAAUAAAGAAGGAAAGAAAAGAAUAAUCCGAUAUAAAGAUAUGGAGGUGAGAGUUGAAGUAAUAGAAAACAAAGAAAAAAGGAUAGAAGAGAUAGGGAAAGAAAUUUUAGAGAAAUGGUAUGAUGGAAGGAAAGGAAUAAUAGACAUGUCGAGACUCAAAGAGAAAAUAGGGGAAAUAGGAAGUAAAAGAGAAGUAGAUGAAGUAUUUAUCAAAAGGAUAAUGAAAAGUAUUAGUGAUAAGAAUUCAAUGAUUAAAUAUAUAUGUCUUUCAGGGAAUAGAAUAAAAAGUAUACAAGUAAUUAAUAAUAUUAAUAAAAUAUAUCCAAUAGUUAAAGGGAUAGAUAUAUCAAAUAAUGAAAUAGAAAGAAUAGAAGAAAUUAAUAUAAGAAUAGAAGAAAUUGAUUUAAGAAAUAAUCCAAUUAAAGGAAGAAAUAUUGAAGAAGAAAUACAAAAAAUGAUACCAAAUAUAACAAUAAUUAAUGGGAAUAAAAUAGAGAAUCAAAUUCAAUUUGGAGUUCAAAAGAAUUACAUAGAAAAAGAAAUAACAAUGGGAUAUUUUUCACAAUAUUCAACAUUUAAAAAUAUUAAAGAAAUAUUAAGAGAAUUUUUUGAUAAAGAAAGAAAUAAAAUUAAUGUUAAUUCAUAUUAUAAUCCAAUUCAUUUUAUUAGUAUUAGUUUAUCACCAAAUUGUCCAAUUAUUAAUCAAUUUAUUCAUAAUAUAAAUAGAAAUCAUAGAAAAGAAAAAGAAAUCAAUGAACUUAUUGGAAAAAUGUUAAAUUAUAAUAAUUAUUAUUCUAAAAUUAUUCUUCUUAAUAAUAUUGAAUAUAAUAUGAUGGAAAUUGCUUUUGAUAUUAUUGAAAUUGGUCAAAUUAAAGAAAUAUCUGUUUUUGGUAUUCUUCAUUUUAAUAAUCAACCUAUUAAUUUCACUAGAACUCUUCUUCUUAUUAAUAAUAAGAUUUGUAAUGAUCAUAUUCAUCUUUUUAAUAAUGCUGUCCAACAAAUCGGUGUUAAUAUUACUAAAAAUUGUCUUUCAGCUUUAAUUAAUACAGCAUCUCGUGGAAGACUUUCUCAUGAUAAUGCUUUAUCUGUUUUAAGAAAGGUUAAUUUCGACAUGAAAAAUGCUCUUCUUUAUAUUCGUCAUUUUCAAAGUCUUCUUCAGCAAAAUCAUCAUGGACUUACUUGUGACAAUCGUUCUUCUCCUUUCACCUCUUAUUAA
Entamoeba histolytica HM-1:IMSS is the source of this 1353-nucleotide messenger RNA. RefSeq lists its product as uncharacterized. The transcript has a single exon. Gene Ontology annotation, molecular function: RNA binding. Gene Ontology annotation, biological process: poly(A)+ mRNA export from nucleus. The record is from RefSeq and is a predicted model, not a curated record. NCBI's taxonomy places the organism in Eukaryota, Evosea, Mastigamoebida, Endamoebidae. Bases 1 to 1353 code for a protein of 450 amino acids. Gene Ontology annotation, cellular component: nucleus.